AUGACACAAGGAUUAAAGGAACCCAAAGUCUGGCUGAUCACCGGCGCUCUGACCGGGUUUGGGCGGCUCAUGACCCAGCUCGUCCUCUCCCAUGGCGACAGCUGCGUAGCGACCUCGCUCGACCCUUCAGCCCUGCAAGACCUGAGCACCCAAUACGGUACUAAGCUGCUCAACCUGCACCUGGACGUCACAGACGCUUCUGGGAUCAAGAGCGUGUUCAGCGCUGCUAAAGCCCAUUUCGGACGUCUCGACGUGGUGUACAACAAUGCUGGGCUUGGGUUCUAUGGCGUCGUCGAGUCCGUACCGGAGGAAGCGGCGCGCAAACUGUUCGACGUCAACUUCUGGGCAGUGGUCGCUGUGUCCAAAGAGGCCGUCCGGUUUUUCAGGGAUGAGAACCCUACCAAGGGGGGCAAGCUGUUCAUUAUGAGCUCGACCGUGGGCUUGUGGCCUAUUUCCCAGAUCGGGCAUUAUGCAGCUACGAAACAUGCGGUGGAAGCGGUCACCCUGUCGAUGAUGCGCGAGCUCAAGCCAGAAUGGAACAUCCAGACAACGCUGGUCGAACCAGGGUGGUUCCUCACUCCUAUUCUGGGGAAAAGCUCGGGAAGGUGGUACGACUGUCCUGAGCUGUAUGGCGGAGACGAGCGGACCGGCCUUCGUAUCAAGGGCAUCGGCAAGCCGGGCGACCCGGAAAAGGCCGUAGAGCUGAUAUACUCUGUCGCGCAGAGAGAGAAACUGCCAGAACAUCUGCCGAUUGGGGAGCUGGUCAUCAAGAGCUUGAGGAGUUUGGCGAAGAGGUGGACGGCGGUGGCGGAUGAGUGGGAGGUCGAGGGCGGAAAGACUGAGUUUGGGGAGGGGACGCCGUUGGAUGUGCUUGAUUGA
Molecule: messenger RNA, 879 nt
Organism: Dacryopinax primogenitus
Lineage: Eukaryota; Fungi; Basidiomycota; Dacrymycetes; Dacrymycetales; Dacrymycetaceae
Product: NADP-binding protein
Exons: 5
Coding region: 1-879 (292 amino acids)
Molecular function (GO): oxidoreductase activity
Source: RefSeq, a predicted model, not a curated record